Symbiodinium sp. CCMP2592 is the source of this 624-nucleotide messenger RNA. NCBI's taxonomy places the organism in Eukaryota, Dinophyceae, Suessiales, Symbiodiniaceae. The record is from the annotation of a GenBank genome assembly.
AUGAUCAUUCCAAUGCCAGCAAUGGGAGCUAUGGGCGGCCCGCCAUCGGCCUAUGCCCUCUCCAGGCGCCCUUGGGUGAAAUUCGUCCUCUUUCUCCAGAGUCUGCUCUGUUUGGUUCGAAUUGUUCUAUUUUUGGACAUCAUGGGUGCAUUCUUAAUGGCCAUAAUGAUUGCAGUGGGCUACUUCGGCAUUCGGGAGGAGAUCAACAUUCAACUGCUAUGCUAUUGGGGCAUGAUGUGCCUUAUCAAUGGCGCUUUCGAUCUGGUGAAACUGAUCGAUGUCCUAGUCAAAAACAGGAUGCCGCUCUUCUCUUCAAAGGCUUCUUCAGAGUACAACAUCGCGAAUGGAUUGGCCCUGGCCAUACCAGUUGCGACGCUUAUGGGUGUUCCGUUGGCAUGGUGGCUGUUUCAAGACUAUUCCAGUGGUGCGGGCCCGAGCCGAUCUCACGGAACUCCGAUUCGCGUCCGCGAUCGUGGCGGUUCUCGGAUCGUGCAUGUGGCUCCGGACAACCGCUUUGAUGUUGGGUGUGUUAUCGGAAUGGGCUGGUUCUCUUACCACGUUGUGCGAGUCUUCCCUCCUCGCAGGUUGAAGGGUUGCUCUGUUGCUCCCCAUUUCAUCUGUUGA